Fundulus heteroclitus (mummichog) is the source of this 2242-nucleotide messenger RNA. It is a transcript of the gene scara5, whose product is annotated as scavenger receptor class A, member 5 (putative). The record is from RefSeq and is a predicted model, not a curated record. Gene Ontology annotation, molecular function: ferritin receptor activity. Lineage: Eukaryota; Metazoa; Chordata; Actinopteri; Cyprinodontiformes; Fundulidae. Gene Ontology annotation, biological process: iron ion transmembrane transport. Bases 217 to 1710 code for a protein of 497 amino acids. The transcript is spliced from 12 exons. Gene Ontology annotation, cellular component: plasma membrane.
UGGGUCUGCACUGCAGGGCAGCUGACAGUUUCUGCAACACUGACAGGAGGUGUUCACGCUGCGGUUGUUCUCCCGGCUCACUUAAAAGCAGCGCUGAAAACAUUUUUUUCUGGAGGUUUGAAAGCGCGAAGACGCAGGAAAUUAUGAGGAAGGCAGAGCUGUGAUUUUUUUUUUAAUUAUUAUUAUUCUUUUUGACGUCUGAGACAGAAGGAGGUGAUGGAAAACAAAGCAAUGUAUCUGAGCACAAAUGAAGAAAGGGAGAGUGCUGCCAUGUAUGAGGAAGUCUACGAUGGACACAACUUGUCCAAGCUUAAUCUUUGUGAUGAAGUGUCUGGAAAGCGCCGCAGGAAGCAGGACCAGUGCUGCAGCCUCCUGAACUCGCUGUCAGCUAUCAAAUAUGCCAUUGUGUCCUUGUACGUCCUGGUUCUUCUGACCAUCUUUGGACUCUGCUUGGCAGUUUCCCGAUCCCAGGUGUCCUCACGGCGCCAGGAGGUGCUGGUGGAGAAUGUGACUCGGAUGUCAGAGCACACUAAUGUGCUCCAGCAGACCCUGGGUGAGGCGUCCACUCAGGCCGACCUUCUGGAAAACAUCUGGAAACUAGAAAACAUCUUUCAGAACCACAGCAACUGGCUGCAGAGGCUGGAGAUCCUCAUCAAGGGUUUGGAGGUGGAGCUGAGGAAUAUCCAGGCUAACUCUCUUCAGUCGGAAAGCUACCUGGUACAGCUGGACGACAAGUUGUCCUCUUUCACCAGCUCUGCCGGCAGGAACCUGACGGUCUUAAGCGUGGAUGUGGCCCGAACCUCCAGAUGGCUCCGUGACCAUGAUACCCUUCUGAGGGAGACAUCCGGCCAUUUGAAUGGGCUCAGAGAGAAACUAGAUGAGGUCAACUGGACUGUCGGAGCUGUUAAUCACACCUUCACCAACGACAUCAGCAUUCAUCACCUUAAAAUACAAGACUUGCAGAUACAGAUCAGUAACAUAACAGAGGACACCAGCAGUUUAUGGGUGACGCACAUCCACACAGAGGCCCAGCUGAGGAACGAGAUGGAGAUCCUGAACACAUUAACUGAGGACCUCCGUCUGAAGGACUGGGAGCACUCCAUGACCCUGAAGAACCUCACAAUGCUAGAAGGACCUCCAGGCCCGAAGGGUGAAAAGGGUGACAUUGGCCGAGUGGGCCACCCUGGAGUUCCCGGGAUCAUUGGCCUACAAGGACUUACAGGAGAGAAGGGAAUGCAAGGCACCCAGGGAAUGAAAGGAUCUCCUGGGGCUGAGGGUCCACGGGGAGAGAAGGGUGAACGCGGACCAGUUGGGCCUAAAGGUGACAGGGGGGAUAGGGGCUUCAAAGGGGACAAAGGUGAUCGAGGAGACAGAGCAGAACGAAUAGUUGAGGAGCCUCUGGUUCGGUUGGUGAACGGGUCAGGACCUCAUGAAGGCCGUGUGGAGGUGUUGCACGAGCGUCGAUGGGGGACGAUCUGUGACGACGUCUGGGACAAAAAGGAUGGAGAUGUCGUCUGUAGGAUGCUCGGAUACAGAGGAGCAAUAGAAGUCCAUAAGACCGGGCGUUUUGGACAGGGUACUGGUGUGAUCUGGAUGGACGACGUUGCUUGCACGGGGAGUGAAGACACCAUCCACCAGUGUAAGUUCUCCGGGUGGGCCAAAACGAACUGCGGCCACGUGGAGGACGCCGGCGUGACGUGCGCGGUCUGAACAUUCAGGAUUACUCGCUGCAGCUUGACUUUUCUUCCUACCAGGCCUUUGUACCUUUUUUUUUUUUACCACGCUUUACAAGGAGGGCCUUUUUAUCAGUAUUGUUGCUCACUUACCACCAAAAAGUGCCUCCUAACCAGAUAAAAACUCAUUUUUUACAUGUAUUUUUGUGAGAUCAUGAGAACUAUUUCAUCUAAGACUGAAGGACAGUUUUAUUUUUCAUGACCUGCACCAAGGAUCACAUGACUGGAUAAUUCCUUCUGCUCACCUAAUAAGAAUGAAGCGACCGAUGAUUUUGUAAAGGACCUUCACAAAACAUCUCAUGUUACCUAAAAGACGAUGAAAUGGCUCUUAAGCAAGGUCAGAAAACUGUAAAUGAUUACAUUUCCCUCUACCAGCAGCUGCUUGUUGCAGCAAGAUGUUCAAGGGCUUCUGCAGAGCAUGACGGCUGUGCCUUUUUUCUUACAAUACGACCUUGUAUAAUACUUUUUUGAGUGAUGCUUUGCUGGUCAAAAGAUGCCUCAAAGCGAAA